AUGCCUCCAAAAGGCACAAAACGCACGCGCGCAACGGUCGAAAGCAGUGCAGAUGAAGCCCUCACAACCCAAGCCGGCCGUACUGUUAGGAAGCUGCGUAGCAGAGGACCCGAUCAAUCUUCGACAAUACCCUCCCUCUCUCCUGCUCCCUCUCUGAGCACGCCGGCGGCUCCCGCGAAAACCACCGCACGGCGCCGGCUCCCUAGUGCCCGCCGCAACGCCCGCUCCAUGAGCUCUGUUGUCCGAGACUCGGCCACAGAGCCCGGCGACGAUGACGAUGACAAUGACGAAGAAAGGGAGGUAGAAGAAAGAGACCGCACGGCUUCGGCAACGCACCGUAUCGUACUGGUCAACAAGAAAAAGGAGGGGAAUAAGAAGCUCCGGCUGGUGCUCAACAACCGCUCUGUGAAUUCCGCAUCGGGAACUCCGAGCCGCUCGCAGGCCCGGCGAGCGGCUUCCACAGAGACUACUCGUGACCGCCCGGCAGUAGGCGACGUGCUCAGUGACGACGAUGCCGCUGCGGAAACGCCGCGGGCCAGCGGCUCGCAGGCACGGCCCAAGUCAAGCGAAACAGCCAGGCGUAGGAAGAAGGCUGCCUCGGUCAUCACGCUCCGAAGCAACAAAGUGUUGCAUGCGAACACGGCAUACUCGAAGAAACCGGGCAGCCAGGACGUCAACUUGACCGUCUCGAACGGCGAGGAAGUUAUCACGGCAUUCCUAGAGCGGUAUGCGGUUGGCACCACCUUCUUUCUCGACCUUUUACACAUCUUCAAGCUCGCCGUCUAUCCGAAAGCCGGCACCGCACCGCCUACGAACGCAUUUGCUUAG
Molecule: messenger RNA, 828 nt
Organism: Lasiosphaeria miniovina
Lineage: Eukaryota; Fungi; Ascomycota; Sordariomycetes; Sordariales; Lasiosphaeriaceae
Exons: 2
Coding region: 1-828 (275 amino acids)
Source: RefSeq, a predicted model, not a curated record